UGAUUCACUGCUCAAUGUGUAAAGCACGGGGAGGAAAAUGGUGGCGAGUACUCGUGUACAGAAGCUGCUCCGUCGAUACAAACUUGCCAUAGCCGCUGCUUUAACAAUUCUCCUCAUCCAAGGGCUGGUGGUAUGGAGUCUCCGGAGUCUGGAGGAAGGAGAGGCCGAGCGCAGGGAGCGGCGGUCUAAGCUGCCUGAUCACAACAACCAGGAUGUGAGGAGAGACUCAGAAGCCAGGGGGCAGAAUGCUCUGUCCGGGGGUUACCAUGGCCGGGGGAAACAUGACCUGGAGCGGCCUGUUGUCACUCGUCCCCACAGGAAAGGGGGAAAACGAAGAAUGAAGCCCUCCAGGACAGAAGGAGCCGGAGUGGUGCAGGGCAUUGGAGCUGUAGAUGCCAUCGCCCCGUACGAUCCAUCCAGCAGCCGUAACUUCACCGAUAUGAAGGGGCAGGAAGGAGGAAAAUUCCCAGCAGGCGCUCAAGGAGAACCGGGGAGCGUCGACGGCGCACCUCAGGUCCCGAGCAACGACUUUGUGCCCAGCUGUGACAUCGUCGGGAAGGAUGCACUGUCGGCUCUGCACCGUGCUGGAUCACGCCAGUGCCGGCAGGAGAUCGCCAAUAUCGUAUGCAAGCACCAGGCUGGAGAGCUGAUGCCACAGGCUUUACCUCAGUACUGCACACAGCAUGUCCUGUCCAGUGCCGGCCAGCAAGCUGACAUUAUAGACAACGAUUUGUCCAAAGUGGAGAACCCAGUCAGGGUGGCGUUUGUGCUGAUGGUUCACGGUCGUGCCGUGCGGCAGCUGAAGCGGCUCCUCAAAGCCAUUUAUCACAAAGACCAUUUCUACUACAUCCAUGUGGAUAAGCGCUCCAACUACCUGCAUCGUGAAGUUGUGCACAUGGCUGAGCUGUACUCCAACGUGAGGGCCACACCCUGGCGCAUGGUCACUAUCUGGGGCGGGGCCAGUCUGCUGAAGGCCUACCUGCGCAGCAUGCAGGACCUGCUGUCCAUGCUCGACUGGAAGUGGGACUUCUUCAUCAACCUCAGUGCCACUGACUUCCCCACCAGGACCAACGAUGAGCUGGUGGCUUUCCUCUCACAGAACCGUGACAAGAACUUCCUGAAGUCUCAUGGCAGAGAGAAUGCCAGGUUCAUUAAGAAACAGGGGUUGGACAGACUCUUCCACGAGUGUGAUAAUCAUAUGUGGCGGCUGGGCGAGCGCACCAUCCCCGAGGGCCUGGAGGUGUCUGGUGGCUCUGACUGGUUUUCACUCACGCGCCGCUUUGUGGAGUAUGUGGUCAGCUCCAAGGACGAGCUGGUGACCGGGCUGAAGCAGUUCUACACCUACGCCCUGCUCCCUGCUGAGUCUUUCUUUCACACAGUGUUAGGCAACAGCCACAUGUGCGACACGCUAGUGGACAACAACCUGCGAGUUACUAACUGGAAUCGCAAGCUGGGCUGCAAGUGCCAGUACAAGCAUAUAGUGGACUGGUGUGGAUGCUCUCCCAAUGACUUCAAACCUGCUGAUCUCAUCCGAAUUCAGCAGCUGACACGGCCCACGUUCUUUGCCCGUAAAUUUGAAUCCACCGUCAAUCAGGAGGCCAUUGAUAUUCUUGAUACCCACCUGUAUGGGCACUACCCUCCAGGCACUGCUGCACUCAAGGCCUACUGGGAAAGUCUGUUUGAGCGGGAGGAUGGUGUGGGUACUCUCAGCGAUGUGGCACUCACAGCCUACAUGUCCUUCUUCAGACUUAGUCUCCAGAGUCAGAAGACCAUGCAGGAGGCCUGCAGGUUUGUGCCUGUUGGCUACCCCAUAUCUGUCCAUCUCUAUUUCUAUGACGACCGUUUCCAGGGCUACCUGGUGCGCCAGGAGGUGAAGAGCAUGGCGUCUGGGAAGAAGGAAAUGCUGGAGGUGUGGGUUGUUCCUCAGGCCACACUACAACUAGAGAGCAACCUGAAUGAGUUUGAGAGGCUUAAGAACCUCGAGGUAGGAACAGAGUGGGACCCCAAAGAGAGAAUUUUCCGGAACUUUGGUGGAGUGAUGGGCCCUUUGGACGAGCCUGUGGCGGUGCAGAAAUGGGCUCGUGGCCCCAACCUCACAGCCACCAUAGUGUGGAUUGAUCCUGCUCAGGUGGUAGCAGCGUCUUAUGACAUCAGCGUGGAUGUAGAGGCGGAGUUUACACAGUACAAGCCCCCGCUGCAGCGUCCUCUCAGGCCGGGAGUAUGGACAGUUCGUGUGCUGAGGCUAUGGGAGCGUGUGGCCGAAGCGCGCUUUCUGGUCAUGCCUCUGGUUUUUAAAGGAAAGGAGCCAUUUCGCAAAGAGGAGCACAGCUGGCUGCACGCAGGCCCUGCAGGCAACGUUUACUUGGAGCAGGGCUUCCAGCAGCUCGCUCAGGUUCUGAAGCUGCCUCCUAUGGAGCCUGCCCUGGAGGAGUCUCAGAAGAAGGCCUCUCUGGUGGGCAAGGCUCUGGAGGGUUGGGUGGACAGCUUAGUGGGUGCCUUCUGGGUAACUGGAGCCAUGUGUUCCACUCAGACGUCCCUCUGUCCCAGUGUACAGCUGUGUGCCAAAACUAGCUGGAGCUCCUUGUCCCCAGAUCCCAAAUCCGAACUCGGUACGGUCAAAAGCAACGGCCGCAUCAGGUAGCCCGAAAGAUUGGGAGAGAACAAGGGUUAGAACACUAAGGUGAACUACAGGGGAGAGUAGGGCCCCUGGGAGUGAUGUUUACAGGAUAUGGGUCUCUCGGAUCAUCCCACUGUUUUCUGGUCAAGGCACCUUGUCCUGAGGAUUGGUGUCAGGGACAAUCUAAGAGAAGAAUUAAUUGACAUUUGCACAUGAGAACAUUUUCUAAUUUUAAAGAAUCAUUGUUCAUAAACGUUACAAGUUUUUUGGGGUGUGUCCAUAUGCAGUCUUAAUUUGACUGGAUUGAUGAUGCAAAGCCGUUAACCUCAAGUUUUUUUUUUUUUCCUAGUUUCAGAACAAAUCAAAAAAGUGCACAUUUUCUUCUGUGUAUACAGUAUUUGUAGCCAAUUUUUUUAAUUUAAGCUUUACUCUACCUGUCAGUGGUUGGAGUCCUGCAGCCCAGUGGUUCUCUUAUUGAGGUGUGUGAAGCGUAGCCAGGGGGUCCAUGAGGUUUUUUUUUAAUUUUUGUUUUAUUUUGUGUUGGAAAUCACACCCCGCCAUUAGGAAAACUGUUAUAUACAUUAUAAUUGUGUUCUUAUAGUUAUUAGCCAGUUUGACUGGUUACAUGAAUUAAGUAGGUUUUACGCCAUUCUCAAGAACUGAAAAACAAGUAGGCCUAUAAAUAAUCUCAGCAAAGACCUAAUGUCUUGUAUCAGUGGAAAGUUCAGGAAGAAAAUACUUUAUGGCUCCAAUUAAUACAAAAAGAUUAUUGUACACACACAAAUGAUUUAGAAUUGUUGAAAUCAGUGUUGGAGGUUCUGUGGAAUAUAUUUUAGAGUUAAAGGGGUCCCUGGCUGCAAAAAGUUUUAGCCUGUAAUUAUUAUUAUUAUUUUGAUUUCCAAACUUCAGAAGCCGAUUGAUAAAGUGCACUUUACUGUAAGAGAAAUGUCUGAAUUACAGACAACAAUGUGGAGCUUAUGAAGUCACUCGGGUGGCCAAAUGAUCAGUGGCUCCAUUUGAGAAUAUUUCAAGUGCUGCUUAUAGAGUCACACUUUCGCCAUCAUGUGGAUCGUGUAGAGUUUAGGAAAUGAGCAAAAUGGACAAGCGCCACUAAAUGUCCAUGUCCAUCAGAAGAAAAAACUGUUGCUUGUGUGUGUUUGGUAAUGCUGUGACUGCCUCCUUUGUGUGUGUUUGGAAUGGCUUCUUUUGAAAUGAUGCCAUCUAGAUGUUUACCACUGCAUUUUUUUUUUUUUUUUUUUUUUUUUUCGUUUAAAAGCUAAGGGUGCUACGCAAGCACAUGGGUAGUAUCUCUAGCAGCUGAAUGAGCUGACCCUUCUGAGGAUCAGUGGAAAGACAGCUUUUUCAUUAUCUUGCCCUCCAAACGUAAAUGCUAUGAAGGCUGAAUCUGCCACUAAUUCAUGAUCUUUGUAAUCCCAUCUGUUGUUUCUAAAGGUCAAACUGUGAUGGACGAUCACACAGGACGAUCACACAGGCAUCUUGGUACUCGCCCAGUUUACUGCAGAAUUAUAAUAGAAAGCUCCUGAGUAAUACAGCUUAUUGCUGUUUCUAAAUCUUAGUUACGUUCGUAAAGGAUUCUGUUUCAGCCUACUACUGCAAUGCAGUACGUCGUCAUGGUGAACGUCUAAAUGUAUCAUCAAUGAAGUAUGGCAUUAUUCAUUGUCACAAUUGUGUCAUAUGUUAUUUUCAUUUUCUUCAAUAUUUGCAUAAGAUUUUCUUUUCUGGGUUGGGAAUCCAGUGGUGGGCAAAUCGUAAAUCCUUUAGCUAGCCCACUGGGCAAGUGAAAGCUCUGUGAUGACGCGUGCUAUGUAUUUUUUGACCGGAAGCCUGAUUGACAAGGCUAAAAAUUGGUAGCUAACAUAAUCUAAUGAACUAUGGCCAAGUAGUUAAGUGCAUUAAUACAACCACAAAUGAGAAUAUAUAAACUCCAACUCGCCCAUGGUAAUUAUCCUUAUCCAUAUUCUAAGCAAGUGUCUGAAGUGGCACAUCAUAUUUGUGCCCUUGAUAAAAAGUCAGCAAGUCACUGGUCAGCUUUUUGGCUAUGAUCUGUAGCAUUUUCUUUUCGCAUCACAGAUAAAAGAUAUCGUUUGAGUCUGGCUAGCUUCUUUAUUUUCUCUCGACUGCGUGUAGUAAGCAGGAGAGUUGUGCUGCACUUUCUGUUGCAUGGUUUUGUCAGGGUUUCCACAUAUCUGCAUGGUUCUGGUUCUGAAAAGAUCAUCUGUAUGUCAUGCAUGCAUGCUAAUUUAUCCAACUACUGAAAGCUGGUGUGUGUAGUGCAGCAGGUGGUGGGAUUCAGAACGAGUAACACGCGCUAUAGUUUUUGUUUGGUGUGUUUAAACAAAACGUACUUGACGGUGAUGCACAAUGCUGUGUCACACCGUCAAGUGCUGUGUUUAAACAUUGCAAACAAAAACGUUUGUUUUGCAAAAAUCAAUAGUUUUUUUUCCCCCUCUAGUUGUUGAAUGAGAAGGAAAAAAUGCUAGUGGGUGCUUGGAAAUAAAAGUUGUAUGAAUAAAAACUAAUAGCAUAUACAUGUCACCUUGUUCUGGGAGCCCAGGCUAGUGAUUUGUCCACCCCGAGAUGCAUCACCGAAUGGGUCAAACUGGCUUCUUUUGCACAGCCAAUAAAGAAUAAUUCUUUCAUGGUGUUUUUUUUUUUUUCCCUUCUAAACUCACAUUUCAAUUGGUUGUGACUUUCUGUCACAUGCUUCAGAGAAGCCUAUUGUUUUAGGACAGUAAAUGGUCUGUGUGUGUAUGUAUACAUACAUAUCUAUAUAAAGUGGUGCAUUGUGAGAAUCAAUGGAUUAUUUUUGUAUUUAUAAUUCCUCCUGGAGAGGGAGGUCAUAUUUUUUAUCUGUUAGUUAUGUCAGGAUUGCUGCUUCAGUCUAGUCUGUUUCAUGAAACUUGUUGUGCAUUAUCUGUGUCUCAUGAAAUGGUACCUCGAUUGGAGUUGUUUCUAGAGUUUUAAAAGACAUUGUGUUGAGUGGCAGCGAUGGCUUCACUGUCGAGAUGAGUGUUUGGAGAAAUAUGGUGAAAUUGAAGAGCAGAGAUGUUUCUGUUCCAGGCACAAUAAAUAUGAAAUCAAUGGUA
Messenger RNA from Pangasianodon hypophthalmus (striped catfish), 5724 nucleotides. It is a transcript of the gene xylt2, whose product is annotated as xylosyltransferase II. The transcript has 11 exons. Lineage: Eukaryota; Metazoa; Chordata; Actinopteri; Siluriformes; Pangasiidae. Gene Ontology annotation, cellular component: membrane. The record is from RefSeq and is a predicted model, not a curated record. Gene Ontology annotation, molecular function: protein xylosyltransferase activity. Bases 38 to 2641 code for a protein of 867 amino acids. Gene Ontology annotation, biological process: heparan sulfate proteoglycan biosynthetic process; chondroitin sulfate proteoglycan biosynthetic process.